This is a messenger RNA of Lodderomyces oxycetoniae, 684 nucleotides long. RefSeq lists its product as uncharacterized. The transcript has a single exon. The record is from RefSeq and is a predicted model, not a curated record. NCBI's taxonomy places the organism in Eukaryota, Fungi, Ascomycota, Pichiomycetes, Serinales, Debaryomycetaceae. The coding region runs from base 1 to 684 and encodes 227 amino acids.
AUGCAAGUAAUGCAAGUACGUUUUAUAUUACUUUUAUCGCUUUUGGGAUCUGCAGUAUCUGAUGAUUAUGAUGAUGAUAGUGAUUGUGAGGAUUGUGAACGAGCUAGAGCUCGUUUGAAUUCCGUGUGUGGCUCGCAACCUACAGAUAAUGAGAACAUUGAACGUUAUCUUCAAUGUAUUUGUGGGAUGAAUGAGGACUUUUUCGAUGAUUAUAGCGACUGCAUUCAAGAUUGCCGUAGAUUUGAUCUUUACGAACCACGUACAGACGAGCGUCAACUACGUCAAUUAUAUUGCGAUAUGGCCAGUGAUGCAACAUCUGUUUUGCAAGUUAUUUCAACGCAAACCAGUAAUAUUCCAGGGUUGUUGGCUUGGAACAGUGCAACGUUUACAAGAGGUGAUGCAAGUGGGCAAACUAGCCAAGCAAAUGCGCAACCAAGUCAAACAAAUGCGCCAACUAGUCAAACAAAUGCGCCAGCUAGUCAAACAAAUGCGCCAGCUAGUCAAACAAAUACUGCAAACAAUAAUCAAGCACCAGCAAAUAGUGCAAGUAAUGGUCAAGGACCAAUGACAAAUGUUGCGAAUAACCAAGGAGAUGGUAGAGAAAAUACAGGUAGUGCGCAACGAAAUGGCUCACAAAAUAAAAGAAUCGAUACAAUUUUGAUGCUUGCCUUGGCAUUAAUAUAA